Hyposmocoma kahamanoa is the source of this 3290-nucleotide messenger RNA. RefSeq names its product 3-phosphoinositide-dependent protein kinase 1 (gene Pdk1). The record is from RefSeq and is a predicted model, not a curated record. The coding region runs from base 373 to 2076 and encodes 567 amino acids. The transcript is spliced from 5 exons. Gene Ontology annotation, biological process: intracellular signal transduction; peptidyl-serine phosphorylation. NCBI's taxonomy places the organism in Eukaryota, Metazoa, Arthropoda, Insecta, Lepidoptera, Cosmopterigidae. Gene Ontology annotation, molecular function: protein serine/threonine kinase activity; ATP binding.
GCCGCCGCUCUGUACAACGUGCGAUUAUUCAGUGUAGCGCGAGCGGAGAACGUUGCGUCAAGUAGUCGAGCGUCCCGAGCGCCCCGCUCGCCAGUAUUCGUUCAAAUUCAAAUCGUUCAGUCAGUCCGCAACGCGUCGUGUCAGAGAUUGGACGUACACGUUAUCUCAAACUAAAGUGCCGUUUGUUUAUUUGUUAUUUUUCUUAGCACUCUGCGUUCCUAGUAAAUUUUACGCGCGUGUUACUGAACCUACAGUUUCGUUUUAACGUUUCCAAAUAAGACUGAGUAAUCAAGAUUCAUGGACUGUGAUCGUGUUUUGGACCGUUUGGAUCUUCAAUAAAACGGUAAAAGACAACGUGAGAGACGGGUCGAAAUGAGCGGAUUGACCAUCAGAGUUAAAAGAGGAUCGAGGGGCAGUGCAACUCUUCUGGAAGCAGCUAAUAGAAUUCUGCGAUUACUAGGCGUGAGCUCCACGAAGCGCGGGAAACAGCCCUCACCCAAAUCUAAGACGACCGGCCGAGCCACGAGUGAGGUACGCGCUCCCAUUGCGGCAGCUGAGACUGUCGUAGAGUCGCCGGUGAAGAUGGCAGCAUCGCCGGCUCCUGCUGCGCCUGCGACGGGACCUGCGGCCACGCCUACUCCCAGCCAGUCAGCAAAACCUACGAAACGUUCUGCCAAGGACUACAUAUUUGGCAAACUUAUCGGAGAAGGCUGUUACAGUACCGUGUUUCUAGCAAAGGAUAUUCACACCGGGAAAGAAUAUGCAAUUAAAGUCUGUGAAAAACUUCAUAUCAUUCGAACAAAGAAGAGUGAAUAUAUAAAGCGUGAGAAAGACGCUCUUAAUAUGCUGUUCAAUGUUCCACAUGGUUUUGUGAAAUUGUAUUGUACGUUCCAAGAUGAGGAAAGAUUGUAUUUUGUAUUGUCGUACGCAAAGAACGGCGAACUGUUGCCUUAUAUUAAUAAAGUUGGCUCUUUCGAGCUGAACGUAGCUAAAUUUUAUGCAGCUGAACUGUUGUUGGCAUUAGAAAAGAUGCACGCCAAAGGCAUCAUCCACCGUGAUUUAAAACCGGAAAAUAUUUUAUUGGACGAAAAUAUGCAUUUGCAAAUUGCUGAUUUUGGAACUGCCAAAAUUAUGGACCCCGAGGAGAUCCGAUCAUCACCAAUAAAGACACAGGAAGAGCAAGACGAAUCAAAUAACGAUCGUUCUAGGAAAGUGAGCUUUGUCGGCACGGCGCAGUAUGUGAGCCCUGAGCUUUUGCACAACCACGUGGACACUCGCGCUUCCGACCUUUGGGCGCUGGGCUGCAUUAUAUACCAAAUGAUAUCCGGUUUGCCUCCUUUCCGGGCGCCUGGAGAAUUCCUCACUUUCCAAAAAAUUUUCAAAAUGGAAUAUGAAUUCCCUGAAGGAUUCCCGGCAGUUGCUAAAGACUUGGUAGAAAAGCUUUUAGUUUUGGAUCAUUCAAAGAGGCUAGGAGCACAGGACAAAGGAGACACGUAUGAGAGCAUUCGUAACCAUGCAUUCUUCGAGGGUAUCGACUGGGAAAAUAUCUGGGACCAGACUCCUCCAAAAAUCAGCCCGUACUUGCCUGGCGGAUCUUUCGAGGAAGAGUACACUGUACCUGAUCAUCUCGAGCCUGGCUUGGGGAACAAUCAACUCGUUCGUCUGUGGGAAUUCGAUCUCUCUACACCAAAAGGAAUUUUAGACAUUAGUCCUGAAGAAAAGCGGCGACGGCUUGAAGUGCAAGCUCGUGAAAACAAGUGGCAUCAAUUUGUGGAUGGAGAAUUAAUACUGAAGCAGGGACAGGUGGACAAGAGGAAGGGACUGUUCGCGCGCCGGCGUAUGUUGCUGUUGACCACGGGCCCGCGGCUCUUCUACGUAGAUCCAGUCAAUAUGAUGUUGAAAGGAGAGAUACCUUGGUCACCCGAACUACGCGUAGAAGCCAAAAACUUUAGGAUAUUUUUAAUACACACGCCCAACCGCACAUACUACUUGGAGGACCCGAAAUCCUUCGCGUUGGAGUGGGCGCGAGUAAUAGAUGAAGUUCGUAUCGGUACAUAUGGGCGGGACACGACUUAAGCGGCGGCCAGCGCGCCCGGCGCAUGUCGCCGCGCCCCGCGCCCAUGCCCCGCCCGCCGCCCGCUCCCGCACGGCGAGUGCACUUCUAGGAUAUUACUAGCCUUCAUUCUCACGGAUACCAUUCAGCCGGAAAGCUCAGGCGACCAGCAGAGUCCGUGUGGUAGGCGACGGCCGGCAGAGCCCGUGCAGCAGGCCCGUCGCGCUCCGCCCGCACUGGGCCCGCGCGCCGCAGCCAGUUUACGAGACGAGACGCCAGCUGAUCGACCACUGUCGAUAUUGAAUGACUGAUUCCUAUUAGUAUGUCCAGACUAUCUUAAAUUAUUAUUCUAAUUUAAGUUCUUAUUUAAAUGUGGAUAACAAUGCGAUGAUGUGUAAAUAUUUGUCUUAAUUUAUUAUUGCAUUCGCUUAGUUAUAGUGUAAUGUGUAAUCGUGGGCCGUUGUAACUCGUAUACAGGCCUUUUGUAAGAAUGGACUUGUUAUUCACCACCCGCGUGUUCACAAAGCCCAUUCCGGUUGGUACUAGGCAAUUUGUAGCUAAAUUAAUUAUUAUUUAUUUUAAUUAUAAUUAUUUGCCAACGGAAUGUGACUGCUGUACAGUAAUGGUAGGAAAUUAUAAACGGGCGUUUCUAAUCCGACCGGUGACGAGGCUGUAGUCGAAUUACUGCCUGACUAGAAUAUUACAAAUGACGCCAGGCACUUCGUCAAUUUAUUGCGCUUCGAGCUGGAGGAUGGAUACGGCUGAUGAUAGGGAAGAUGGCUUCUUGACGCAGAGUCGGUUGCGUAAGCGCCGGUUCCGGCCUGCUCUCCGGCGGCGCCGUAGUUGUGGCUGCGCACAUGCGGCCGUCGAGAGUCUCAUCGCUAGGUAAUGUGCACCAAACGCGUGCACUAUAAUUUUAACUUAAAAGUAUACGGAUAAUACAUGCCACCAAAGGUGACUAUAAUUAUUGGAACGCUUGAUUAAAACUAAAUUACAAUUAUUUGCAUUGUUAAUUUGAAUUUAAUAGACAUUGGAUUGCAUAAUGGAUAAUGUAUCUAAUUCGAUUGUGUUUUAUGUUUUGUGUUAUUUUAUUGUAAAAUGAUUUGACGAGGCCAUCUGUUAUAUUUAGUGUCAGGGCAUUUAUUUCGAAAUUGUAAUAUUUGUUGUAAUGUACAAUUAAUGGUUGGUGCGGUGGGAUCGCUGGGAGGUAUUUAUACAAUGUGUUAAGUAAAAUCAG